AAAGCGAGAGUCAGGAAGGUUGGGGACUCCGGUGCCUGCAGAGGAGACGCGAGAGCAGUAGGAGGCCCGGGAGCCACAGGUCAUCUCGAACAUUCCAAAUACCUACCAUUACUUGAUGCUGUUGAUAAAUUCAGGAUGGCUUUAAACUCAGGGUCACCACCAGGUGCUGGACCUUACUAUGAAAACCAGGGAUACCAACCGGAAAACCUCUACUCCUCACAGCCUGCCAUGGCUCCCAACCCCUAUGCAGUGUACCCGGCUCAGUACUACCCGUCCACGGUUCCCCAGUACGCCCCGAGGGUUGUAACCAGUGCCUCGACUCCCACUGUCAACGUGCGGCCCAAGUCCCUCGGGGGAACCACGUGCAGCUCAAAGACUAAGAAGGCCCUGUACAUCACUGCUGCCCUGGGCACCAUCCUCGUGGGAGGUGUGCUGGCCAUUGUCUUGCUCUGGAAGUUCAUAGAGAACAAGUGCGUGGACUCCCAGAUGGAGUGUGGCUCCUCUGGCACCUGCAUCAGCCCCUAUCACUGGUGUGACGGCAUCUCACACUGCCCCCACGGGGAGGACGAGAACCGCUGUGUUCGCCUCUAUGGACCAAACUUCAUCCUUCAAGUGUACUCUUCUCAGAGGAAGUCCUGGCACCCCGUGUGCGAAGAUGACUGGAGUGAGAGCUACGGGCGGGUGGCGUGCAAGGACCUGGGCUACAAGAAUAGUUUUUAUUCUAGCCAAGGAAUAACAGAUGACACUGGUGCCUCAGACUUUAUGAAACUGAACAAAAGUGCUGGCAACAUCGAACUCUAUAAAAAACUAUACCACAGUAAUACCUGUUCUUCAAAAAAGGUGGUUUCUUUGCGCUGUAUAGCAUGCGGGGCCACCUGGAACACGAGCAGCCACAGCAGGAUUGUGGGUGGCUCGGGCGCCAACCUGGGGGACUGGCCCUGGCAGGUCAGCCUGCAUGUCCAGAAUUUCCACGUGUGUGGAGGCUCCAUCAUCACCCCUGAGUGGAUCGUGACGGCUGCACACUGCGUGGAAGAACCUCUUAACAACCCACGGCACUGGACAGCAUUUGCGGGAAUUCUGAGACAAUCCUUCAUGUUCUAUGGAAGUGGAAACCGGGUGGAAAAAGUGAUUCCUCAUCCAAAUUAUGAUUCCAAGACCAAGAACAACGACAUUGCGCUCAUGAAAUUGCGGACGCCCCUGACUUUUAAUGACAAAGUGAGACCUGUGUGCCUGCCCAACCUGGGCUUGAUGCUGCAGCCGGAACAGCCCUGCUGGAUUUCUGGGUGGGGGUCAACCAAGGACAAAGGCAAGACCUCGGACGUGCUGAACGCUGCCCUGGUGUACCUCAUAGAGCCCUGGAAAUGCAACAGCAAAUACGUCUACAACAACCUGAUCACACCUGCCAUGGUCUGUGCAGGGUACCUACAGGGCACCGUCGACUCCUGCCAGGGUGACAGUGGAGGACCUCUGGUCACUUUGAAGAAUGGCGUCUGGUGGUUGGUGGGAGACACGAGCUGGGGCUCCGGCUGUGCCAAGCCUAACAGACCAGGAGUGUACGGGAACGUGACAGUGUUUGCCGACUGGAUUUACCGACAAAUGAGGGCAGACAGCUGAACAGUAU
Molecule: messenger RNA, 1621 nt
Organism: Otolemur garnettii (small-eared galago)
Lineage: Eukaryota; Metazoa; Chordata; Mammalia; Primates; Galagidae
Gene: TMPRSS2
Product: transmembrane protease, serine 2
Exons: 16
Coding region: 136-1614 (492 amino acids)
Biological process (GO): protein autoprocessing
Cellular component (GO): membrane
Molecular function (GO): serine-type endopeptidase activity; protein binding
Source: RefSeq, a predicted model, not a curated record